Messenger RNA from Ilyonectria robusta, 1149 nucleotides. RefSeq lists its product as uncharacterized. The record is from RefSeq and is a predicted model, not a curated record. Lineage: Eukaryota; Fungi; Ascomycota; Sordariomycetes; Hypocreales; Nectriaceae. The transcript is spliced from 2 exons. Bases 136 to 894 code for a protein of 252 amino acids.
UGAGCUGUGUUUCGAUUUCUGGAUUCCUGACGACGCUGGACGUUCACAUAUAAUCACAACCAUUAUAACGACUCUCGACGAAUCCACCGACUUACACACACCCACCCCAUCCUCACAUCACGAUCAGUCUCCAACAUGCAGUUGUCAACAGUAUUUGUGGCUGUCUUGGCUGCAGCAGCUUCGGCCGCUCCCACCGCUCCCAAGGUCAUCAUCCACGACUCUCGGUCCGCCGUCGACUCGUUGGGGUCGCUGUCAAGCUACUUCAACACGCUCGCCGCCAAGGCCCAAGCUGCAAAGAUCGCGAACAAGUCUGCAGUGUGUGACUUGUCAAAAGCCAGCAUGCCCCUGGCUCCCAACGCCCUGCCCGUCCCAUCAGCGGGUUUGUCACUCCGACACGUCGCCGUCGGUCGCGGCACCCAGAACUACACCUGCGAUACUAGCAACCCGUCAUCGGCUCCCACUGCCGCCGGCGCCGUAGCCCAUCUAUUCAAUGCCAGCUGUGUCGCAGCCCUGUACCCCGACCUCCUGGAGCAAAUCCCCGGCAUGGCGGUGCACUUUGACAUCUCUGCGACCCAGCAGCUUGGCCCCAGUGGACUCCUCGAGUCCGGUGUACACUACUUCACCAACGCCACCACGCCCUUCUUCAACGUGCAGUCACAAGGAAAGGAGAUCGGUCAAGCGCCCUGCCAGAAGAACAGCACAUCGCCCGCUCCCUCAGGUGCCGCCGUUGGCCAGCAAGGCGAGGCCGCCGUGCCGUGGCUCCAGCUGACAACCCGAGACGGCGCCACCGGUGGCAUGAAGGAGGUGUACCGCCUGACGACAGCCGGAGGCAGCGCCCCAUCUACCUGCGAGGGCCAGUCCGAGACGUUCCAAGUCGAGUAUGCUGCAUUGUAAGUGAUAUCCCCACAAUCUCCCAGGAUUCGAAGCGAGCAGAAGCUAACGCGCGGUGAUCAGAUACUGGUUCUGGGCCGAAUAGGUCAAAAAUGACUGCCAUGUCAUUGGCACAACAUAAUGAGUGCUAGUGGCAUGGAUGGGAAGGAAGUUUCUUCGGGACUCGGCGUUAUAAUGGGUAUCCGGCAUAUCUCGCAGCAAGCUCACGUCUCCAUUGUGUUGUAAUAACGUCUAUAUCGUAUCAUCUGCUCCUCAGUU